Molecule: messenger RNA, 732 nt
Organism: Angiostrongylus costaricensis
Lineage: Eukaryota; Metazoa; Nematoda; Chromadorea; Rhabditida; Metastrongylidae
Source: the annotation of a GenBank genome assembly
AUGUUCAGUGGAUAUUGUCAGCAACGUUUUGGUCGUGAACCAACACCAGCCGAGUGCUAUCCGCAACAAGGCAUGAUGUUCCGAAGCGAUCAUUCGUUACAUUCCUAUUCGUGUGCUCCACUACCGGAUUUUUACCUGGAAGGUGCACGAUUCGGUUCUAGAUCACCAUUCUUUCACCAACAAAAUAACCAUCCCGACUAUUUUGCGGCCUAUCGACAAGCGCCUAUUCAUUUCCAAUUUCCACAGAAGUCAACAACUACUGUAAUACGUUGUGAAUGGUUGAAUGAAACGGGAAAAGAGUGCGGUAUGAUGUUUGCGAGUUCAUCGCAAGUUGCGGCCCAUGUCUCACAACAGCAUAUUGGUCUUAUUGAAACCGCUACUCAUGUGUGUUUAUGGAGAAACUGUGACCGAGUAGGAAAACCAUUCAAGGCCAAGUACAAACUAGUAAAUCACAUUCGUGUACAUACCGGUGAGAAACCAUUUCGAUGUGAACAGUGUAACCGUGAAUUUGCACGAAGUGAAAAUCUGAAAAUUCACGUGAGGACGCAUACGAAAGAGAAGCCGUUUCCAUGUCCACAUGCGGGUUGUGACAAGACCUUCGCCAAUUCGUCGGAUCGCAAAAAACACAUGCAUGUACAUACAUCGGAAAAACCUUAUGAAUGCAAGAUUAAAGGAUGUCGGAAGGUCUAUAGCCACCCGAGUUCGUUAAGAAAACACAUGAAGGUUAGUUGA